Messenger RNA from Lacerta agilis (Sand lizard), 1750 nucleotides. RefSeq names its product MRG domain binding protein (gene MRGBP). The coding region runs from base 161 to 922 and encodes 253 amino acids. The transcript is spliced from 5 exons. Gene Ontology annotation, cellular component: NuA4 histone acetyltransferase complex; nucleus. Lineage: Eukaryota; Metazoa; Chordata; Lepidosauria; Squamata; Lacertidae. The record is from RefSeq and is a predicted model, not a curated record. Gene Ontology annotation, biological process: regulation of transcription by RNA polymerase II.
AGGCCUUGAGCCCCGGGGGCACCUUCUUCCUCUCCCCCCGCGGAGAGGCAUCUCCCCUCAGCUUCCCGCCCUCGGCCGCUUCCCUCGGGGAGGGAGGCCGACAGGGGACGCUCCGCUCUCGCCCGGCCCGCUCUCCGUGGAGGCGGAGGCGGCGGCGGCCAUGGGCGAAGCGGAGAGCUCGGCGGCGGCGGUGGCGGCAGACGCGGUGUUGAAGGCCCCCUGCCCGGCCGCAGGGCCUGCGGCGCCCGUGUCAGCCGAGCCCGCCCCUCAAGCAGCGCCUGAGGAAGCGGCGUCGGCGGCGUCCAGCGUCUCCUCAGCGGCCUCGGCGAUGACCGUCAUGACGGUGGCGGCGGCUCCGCCUCCUCCUCCUCCGCCGCUGCCGGUGCCGGUGGUGUGGAGCCCCGAGGUGGAGGUGUGCCUCUUUCACGCCAUGCUGGGCCACAAGCCCGUCGGCGUGAAUCGCCAUUUUCACAUGAUCUGCAUCCGAGAUAAAUUCAGCCAGAAUAUCGGCAGGCAGAUUUCUUCCAAAGUCAUCUGGGACCAUUUAAGCACCAUGUAUGACAUGCAAGCGCUGCAUGAAUCUGAGAUUCUUCCCUUCCCCAACUCAGAAAAAAACUUCAACCUCCCUGAAGAAAUUAUUCAAGAGGUAAAAGAAGGUAAAGUGAUGAUUGAAGAUGACGUGAAAGAAGAGAUAAAGGAAGAGAUGGAAUCGCACGCAGGUCCUGAAGAAGUAUAUGCAUCUAUGGGAAGCCUGGCCAAAGCAUCUGAGAAACCAAGCAGUAAGGAGAAAGAGAGAAGCUCGUCUGAAUCUGGAUCCAAAGAAGGAGCAGAUAAGAGAAAGCGGAACAGAGUCACUGAGAAGGUUUUGAACGCAAAUAGCAAUCCUUCCAGUCCAAGUGCUGCAAAACGGCGCAGAACAUAAGCAGUGGCCGAGGAAGGCAUAAGCAUGUUUGAACAGUGGAGCCUAGGCAGCAAAGAGAUUUUAGAGUCUAGUUAGCACAAUGCGGGUGGAAAUGAGAGAUAAAUGCCUGGGCUCUAUUGGUUAGCAUAGAACGGCGGAAAGGAGCUGAACAGUAUCUUUAGCCUUACAACUUUGGGAUGCAUGGGAAGCUGGCAGCAUUACAAACGUGUGUUUACUGAAAAAGUCAGGAUGUGGCAUUUUAUUUUACCUACCAGUUGCACACUCUUGAAUGGGAUUCACCUAACCAGCCCCAUUAGGGGAAGCCCAGCACAAGGACUGCUGCUUACACAGUGGGACUUUUCCUGCUCUCCUUCCUUCACAUGCCUUCCAAAAUUGAGAACCCCAUUUCUUGUUUGCGGGGAGUUGGGCAAUCAUUCCAUCGGGCAAGCUGUAAUGCUUGCGGAGACAGAAUGAUUGGAAGAACGCGGCAUUGAAUUCCAACCUACGUGUUAAAUAUCCCUCUUGGAACAACCAUUCAUGGAAACACAGGACCAUGGUUCUUGAAUGGUUGGUUUCAACCUUGGGUGAUGUUUGUAUCUUGAGCUGCAGUUGCUAAUUUUAGCGACGUAAUAAGUGUCUUAAGUCGGUUACUGUUCUGUGAGAGUUAGUUCCAAAUGUCACUGGGUCUGGCUGAAUAAGUAUGCACAAAAUACAAACCACCUGCAAAAUGAAGCAGGAACAUUCUUUGCUUAAAUUAUUAUCAGCUUUGCUUCUUCCAAACUGGAGGUAUACAUUUAUUUUUUCAGAUUGCCGAAGCAGAACAAAGGUCAUUAAACAUCUUAAAACCAG